Messenger RNA from Eruca vesicaria subsp. sativa (arugula), 1859 nucleotides. NCBI's taxonomy places the organism in Eukaryota, Viridiplantae, Streptophyta, Magnoliopsida, Brassicales, Brassicaceae. The record is from the annotation of a GenBank genome assembly.
GACCAAAGUUCUCUCUCUCCUCCCUCUUUUUCAAUCUUGAUCUUAAGUGAGAUUUUUGAUCCUUUCAUGGAUACUAUUCUUCAAGUACCCGCUGAUGGGUUCAAAUUCGAGAACACUUCUGGAUCUUGCUGCAAACCAAGGAAUAAUUCUGACUCGGGCACCACUCGUUUCACCUGUUUCUAUGAAUCCAAGAACCCUUCUCCGACCGAAUCUACGGAAUGUUCAGAGUACCAUCCUGUUUUGAAGUACAUAAAUGACAUGUUGAUGGAAAAAGAUCUUGAAGGACAGUCUUGUAUGUUGGAAAACAGUUUGGCUUUACAAGCCGCAGAGGCAUCUUUCUUCGAAGUGCUUCAGGAGGGUCAAAGUCCUCCGUCAAUGACGAGCUUACUUCAACCAACCUCAGAUUACACUGCAUUGCCUGAUAUCUCAGAAGAAUCAACAAGAAGGUGCCGCCUACGAGAUGAUGAGGAAGAAGAUGAUCCUGAAGGUGGAAGGAAAUCAAAGCUCCCUGCAGUUUCAAAGGUGGAUGAGCUAGCAGAAAAGAUGGAGCAAGUUUUGUUGGUCUGUGAAAACAAUAAUCAUGGAGAAGCAACACCGAACAAACCAGGACGAGCAAAUGGAUCAUCAGACAGAUCCAAGCCUCAAAAGCUAGAUCGGACAGUGGAUAUGCGGAGUCUCCUAAUGGAAUGCGCUCAAGCAGUAGCUAGCUUUGACCAUAAAAGAGCAGCUGAGAAACUGGAGGAGAUAAGAGCACAUUCUUCUAGCCACGGUGACGCAACUCAGAGACUUGGUUACCAUUUCGCCGAGGCUCUUGAAGCACGUAUCACUGGAACCAUGAAGACACCUCUAUCUGCUACAUUUAGCGGAACAUCCAUGUUUGACAUUUUGACGGCCUACAAGGAGUUUGUUCAGGCUUGUCCGACCAUGAUAAUGUGUUAUUACACUGCAAACAGAACAAUAAUUGAGCUUGCGUCCAAAGCAACCAUACUUCACAUCAUUGACUUCGGUAUUUUCUAUGGGUUUCAGUGGCCUUGCAUGAUAAAGGCCCUGUCUAGACGUCCCGGUGGACCACCAAUGCUCCGUGUGACCGGAAUCGAGCUGCCCCAGCCAGGUUUCCGCCCAUCAGAGCGUGUAGAAGAGACCGGGCGAAGACUGAAGCGGUUCUGUGACAAGUUUAAUGUCCCGUUUGAGUACAACUGCAUAGCCAAGAAUUGGGAGACCAUAACUCUUGAUGAGCUGGUGAUCAAUAGUGGAGAGACAACAGUUGUUAAUUGCAUCCUUCGCCUGCAAUAUACGCCUGAUGAAACCGUGUCCCUAGACUCUCCAAGAGACACAGUUCUGAAACUAUUCAGAAAUAUCAAUCCUGACCUCUUUGUGUUUGCAGAGAUACAUGAAGAGAACGAUUGCAGGACCCUGGUGGAAAGGGAGUUAAUCAUAAGGGAUGCGAUGAGUGUGAUCGCCUGUGAAGGGCCUGAGCGGUUUCCGAGGCCUGAGACCUAUAAGCAAUGGCAGGUUAGGAUACUGAGAGCCGGGUUUAGGCCAGCGAGACUAAACAAACAGAUCAUGAAGGAAGGGAAGGAGUUGAUCAGAGAACGUUACCACAAAGAUUUUGUGAUCGACCAUGACAACCACUGGAUGUUUCAGGGCUGGAAAGGAAGAGUCAUCUAUGCUUUUUCCUGCUGGAAACCUGCAAAGAAGCAAUAAACUAUUCUGUAAUCAUUUGAAAUUUUGUCAGCUCUUCAUAUCUUUUUUCUUUUUGUUUCACAAUGUUUUUGUGUGUAGAGGUGUUGGAUCUUGCUAUCACAUAUCUAUGGAAUGAGUUCCUCUUUUCUUUUUUCAAGUAAUAUGGCAACCUAGAA